CUUCUUCUCCAAGCUCUCUCUCUCUCUCUCUGAAAUUCUCUCUUCUUUCUCCUAGUAAUCUCUCUGCAUUUCUAUAAGCAUUUUGAAUACACAGAUACAAGAAAUAGAAGAGAUGACAGUCUCUAAAUCUUAACAGUAUUGCUCCUCAUAAUGUAGUUGGCUCUUGCACAUUUCUUGAGUCAGUGCAUAUUUCCAAGUGUCCUAUUCUUGCUUAUUUGCCUGAUGGGCUACUCACAUCAUCUCUUAAGAACCUGAUUGUGAAAGAUUGCGAUAGUCUACAGUUGAUUCCAGUUACACAAGCCCCCACAUCCCUCUGUAAAUUAGAAAUAAAAGGCUGUCCAGAGUUGUCAAAUCUACCAAGUGGGUUAGAUUAUUGUACCUCUCUUCAGGAGUUGACAAUAUCAAAUUGUGAUAUGCUAACAUCAGCUUUGAUUCACAGCCUCCCAUCCCUCCGGAAGUUGUCUAUAUUUGGUUGCAACAGGAGUCCAGAGUCUGUUCUAAGUUUACUCGGCUUCACAUGCCUUCGUGAAUUGAGAAUUAAAGAUUCCCAUGGAUUGACAAGUCUGCCAAUAGGGCUAGAAUCAUGUUCUUCUCUUGAGGUGUUGAUAAUAAGCAAGUUGCCGAAUGUAGAAUCUAUUCCAAGUUUAGACAACCUCACAAACCUCCAUGAAUUGAAGAUAUUUUGUUGCGAUGGAUUGAAAAGUCUACCCAAUGGGUUAGCAAUAACAUCCUGCCUCACCCACUUGAAGACAUUGGAAAUCGGUGGCUUUUGGAAGGAGCUUGAUUCAUUCCCUGCUUUUCAGGUUACAUCACAACUUGAAACAUUGAAGUUAUGGGGUUGGCCUAAGCUCAAGUCUCUGCCCGAACAAAUUCAACACUUGACUUCUCUAACAUGUCUCCAAGUGCAAUGCUUUGACGGAAUGGAGGCUCUUCCAGAGUGGUUGAGAAACCUUACAUCUCUUGAGUACCUGGAUAUAUGUCGUUGCAAGAAUAUGAUGUAUCUACCUACACUAGAAGCUAUGCAAUGUCUCACCAAAUUAAAAUGCAUAUUCAUUUUGGAUUGUCCCCUUCUAAAAGAGAGAUGCAACAAGGAGAGCGGCUCAGAGUGGCCCAAGAUUUCUCAUAUUCCAAUAAUAUUUUGUAUGUUUUUCCUUUUCCUUUUAUUGUUUUUGGCUCUUAAAUCAACUGUACAUUUAAACUAAUUAUUUGUUUUGUUUCUUUUUUCUUCUUUUUUUCAUAACAUACAGUGAAUGUUAUGACAUAAUGAUCCUAAUUCUUUCCCCGUUACGACAUAAUGAUUUCUAAUGUUUAUGUUUAAAUCUCUAGUUGAUUACUGGCGGUGGUAGCUGCCAAAUUCAAUAUAGUCUGAGAAAGCAUCAUCCUGAAAUGAGAAAUAGUCGAAAGUGGUGUGAAUUGUUGUUGAGAAAAUGAUUCAACUCAAGUGAGUGACUCUGCUUCUAAAGGUGUUGGUGUGGAGAGUUGAUUGAAGCUAUAUAUGCUACAGCCUGCAGGCAGGGUCUAUUGUUAUUUUGGCAUAAUUUGGAGCUGGGUUUUUUAUUUGUUACCUGAAGCUUUAUAGGAUUGAUUCUUGUGGAAAAAGUGAGUAAGGUUGUUGGUUGCUCUUGUGUUGUGAAGGUCUGAUCAAAGAGACAAACUUCCGGUCCAUUAUAACCAACAUCAAUUCUUAAGAAAUCUACAAAACCUAGCAGAUAUUCCAGGGACUGAUGGGGUAAAUACAACACAAGCCACCGACUCAAAUGAUCACAAAAUCAAGACAGAAGUCACAGGCUGCUGGUUUAAUAUUUCAUAAAAAGUUGAAUAUCCAGAAAUGGCCCUCAAAUUUUGUGUCCCAAUCAUAAGUGAUUGUAGUAGGAAUAUUUGGUAAUUUCUAUUGGUGUCCAGAGAAAACUAUAAAUUUAUUCAAACUUAGCAUGGGUGUCCCAAGAGCGAUGGAUUUUGGGUGCAAACAUGAGCUCACUAACAUUUGAAGCACCAAGCCCAGCAACCGAGUGCAACUUAGCCUAUUGCUCCACUCUAGCCCAACAACACCACACCACCCCCUUUCCUUUUUUUGGUUUUUAUUAUGAUUUCAAAUUUAUGUAACAUAUGAUCAUCCUGUUAAAAAUUUCGUGUUUUAGCAUGUUCAACUCAAGUGUACUGCUAUGCAACAAAAUCAGAAGCCUUUUCUAUUUAUUUUAUAAAUGUUGAAGCUUGGAAA
Messenger RNA from Prunus persica (peach), 2218 nucleotides. Its product is annotated as putative disease resistance protein RGA4. NCBI's taxonomy places the organism in Eukaryota, Viridiplantae, Streptophyta, Magnoliopsida, Rosales, Rosaceae. The coding region runs from base 414 to 1202 and encodes 262 amino acids. The transcript is spliced from 6 exons. The record is from RefSeq and is a predicted model, not a curated record.